This is a messenger RNA of Trypanosoma conorhini, 1581 nucleotides long. RefSeq names its product putative tRNA nucleotidyltransferase. Gene Ontology annotation, molecular function: RNA binding; ATP:3'-cytidine-cytidine-tRNA adenylyltransferase activity. NCBI's taxonomy places the organism in Eukaryota, Euglenozoa, Kinetoplastea, Trypanosomatida, Trypanosomatidae. Gene Ontology annotation, biological process: tRNA 3'-terminal CCA addition. The record is from RefSeq and is a predicted model, not a curated record. The transcript has a single exon. The coding region runs from base 1 to 1581 and encodes 526 amino acids.
AUGCUGUCACCGAAGCGGGUUAGGCUAGAUAAGCCGAUAGCGGCGGCGCACAAACGUAUAUUUGCCUUUCUUCUUUGCGUCAAUGAGGAGCGCGGCAUUCGUGCAACACUUCGGGUUGCUGGUGGUUGGGUGCGGGAUGUCCUGCUAGGUCUCCACUCACAGGAUAUUGACAUUGCCAUUGAGUCUCCCGAUUCGAGGCAUGUCUCCGGGGAACUCUUUGCGCGUGAGGUUGCGGCGUAUCAGCAGACGAUGGGUAUGGCCUCGCGCACGGUGAGCGUCAUCCGAGUCAAUCCGGAGUUGUCCAAGCACAUUGAGACCGCAACGGUGUGCGUGUACGAUACUCCCAUCGAAUUUUGUGCAUUGCGUCAUGAUGAAUACACGAGGUCGGACUCACGUAUUCCAGAGGUUCGACCUGCCACCCCACUGGAGGACGCGCUGCGUCGAGACUUUACCAUCAAUGCACUCUUCUACAACCUGCACACGAUGGAGGUGGAGGACUACACGACUGGUAUAGAGGACUUGCGGCGUCGUGUGCUGCGCUGCCCGCUGGACCCGAGCGAGACCUUUACGGAUGAUCCGUUACGUUUAUUGCGCGGAAUUCGUUUUGUGGGUCAGUUGGGUGAACUGGAAUUCUCACUUGAUGAUUCAGUCAUGUGUUGCGUGAACAAGGGGCUCCUUGAGAAGGUCACGGCGAAGGUCUCACGCGAGCGUAUUGGGAAGGAGUUGGUGAAGAUGUUGUCAGGACCCUCGCCUGAAAGGUGUGUGGACCUCCUUUUAAAGAUGGGCCUUCUCCAGCACGUUUUGCUGGCGGAGCUGUACAUGAAGAGAAGCCAGAAGGGCAAGUUCACCGCAGAGGUGGAGAGAAUAGAGUAUUUGGCUCCCGAAGACACCGCAACGGACGGCAGCCUUGCGAGCCUUGUGGCGCUAAAUCGCACACUGACGCCUCUCUAUUCGAGAAGCGACUCCCCAUUGCUUCUAUCGUCACCCUCCGAUAAGUUGGUGGCCGUGCUCUUUCUUCUCUGCUUGCCACUCUACCGCGGCACGCCUCGGGAGCAGCUGGCGGAGCGCCUCUAUGCGUUGUGUGUGAAUGGGCUGAAGUUGCCACUCACCUCCUACAAUGCCUUGCGGCGCAUGAUUGAAUGCCACAAGACUCUUCUCCAGCAUCGACUGGACAUGCGCGGCAUCACCAGUGCGGGGGUGACGGAUGCAGCGAAACUCGCCCUGUUUGAGGGAUUGAGUGACCUGAACGACAAGAGAAUGGUUUCGUCCGCGUUCAAAAUUGUGCUUUCCUCCUACUUGCUUCUUGAGCAGCGAAGUGAGCUUUUGGGCUGCAGCGACGUCGGUGCAGUGGCCGGCAUCAUUAGCGAUGUGUGGUCCGCGUUGGAGCGGGAGUCGGGCCUGCUUGACGCCAUGACGCGGCCGCUGCUGCUCAAAGGCGACGAGCUCUCCAAGCUCAUCCCGCUCGACCCCCCACAAAUCGGACCCGCACUAGUGGUGCUCCGAAGGUAUGCGAUGCUUCAUCCGCAGGCGACGCGUGACGACAUGAUCGCGUGGCUGAGGAAAGAGAAGGCCGCACUGUAG